Messenger RNA from Rangifer tarandus platyrhynchus (Svalbard reindeer), 1077 nucleotides. NCBI's taxonomy places the organism in Eukaryota, Metazoa, Chordata, Mammalia, Artiodactyla, Cervidae. The record is from the annotation of a GenBank genome assembly.
AUGCCGGAACAAGGUACAACUAAAGCGCUGCAUUGCACUUCACUUCCCGCCAACUACAAUCUGAUGCGUCGCCCUUGGCGGCUUGCAGUGUCUUGCAGCGAGCUCGCGCCUCCGCGCGGCGGCUCCAGCACGUACGCUCUAAAGCUCUGCAAUCUGAAAACUCACCUGCGACACUUUCGAUGCAGAAGGAUCUGCAACAGCGGCUCCGGGGUACAUCCGACUCUACAGCAGAGAGGCGAAGGCAGAAGUCGCGCACGAAAGGUUGACGCGGGCUUCAUUCCGUGCUUCGCACGUUCCCAAGAUAGCUCCUUCAUGGAGAGGGCGCAACGAGACUGUAGGGCGGGCAGCAAACGAGUCCGAGGGGCCGCGCUGCAGCUGGUGGAUCUCAGGAGCACGUUAAGCUGUAGUGGCCGCGAGAACAGGCUGCACGUGCAUGAUUAUGUGUCACUGGCGACAGUGCCGCUGCGCCAAAUCAUCCUGUGCUGCGUUUAUCUGUGUAUUCUGCAGCCCGACGUGGAGCACCCUGAAGGGACAGACGACAGCCUCAUUCAGUCACCUGUUACUCUUCUAUCACUUUCUCGAGUAGAGAGAAGCGAGGCCAGGUAUCUCUGCAUCACUUUUCGCAAACGCGUGCCCGUGCCCGUGCUCCACUUGACGAGCAGCGCAGCACUGAGGGAGACGCCAUUCUUCUGUGAACGGCGCGCAGCCAGAUGCGUGGCGCUGCUCAUAGGCGCUGCGGUUAAAAUUCGCUCCAUCCGGAUGGUGAACAUGCAUGGUACUCUCGCACGCCACCGCAGGGAACCCCUAGACCGUCACCGCUUGCCCGCUGCCACGCUGUCAGCAUCCUUUACGCGUCCCGAUACUGCAGUACUCCGCAGAAAGCCCGCUGAUAAUGGAAGCGUGCGUCUCCUCGUGUUGUCGGACGUGGAACUGCUUUUCGUUGGAAGGCAGCGCAGGAUCUUCGAAGCUCGAGGAAUGAGGUUUACCAAAGGCUGGGCAUCUCUAACAAUGAGAACUACAAACAGCUCCUGUCCGCUAGCACCGUACACGCUGCCGACGUCCUGGCUGCUGCACUAG